Messenger RNA from Penaeus chinensis, 1855 nucleotides. Its product is annotated as C-C chemokine receptor 1-like protein 1. Gene Ontology annotation, cellular component: neuron projection; membrane. The transcript is spliced from 8 exons. Gene Ontology annotation, molecular function: neuropeptide binding; G protein-coupled receptor activity. Lineage: Eukaryota; Metazoa; Arthropoda; Malacostraca; Decapoda; Penaeidae. Gene Ontology annotation, biological process: neuropeptide signaling pathway. The record is from RefSeq and is a predicted model, not a curated record. Bases 1 to 1596 code for a protein of 531 amino acids.
AUGUCCUCGCACAUUGGACAGCAGACUCCCCUCAAUUCCUGCACUUACACAGCGCAUGUCACCCAGCCAUACUUGUUGGGCAUUCACACCCACACAAUCAGUCCCCAAAGAGAUAAGACACUAGUCCAAAUAGUAGAUGCCAAACCAUCUACUUCACUGGUGAUCCCGGAGUCACACGUCAUGAACACGACAACGGCAGCAGCAGCACAAGGACUGCCUAGGCCUUGGCUGAUUGGGGAGCCUACCGGCUCCCCUGUUGAUCUCCACUCCAACUAUACCUUCAGCUCCCAGCCAUACCUCUGUAGAGAUGUAUGUAAACUUCAGGAGAAAGAGCUGUUUUAUGCCAAACUUGCAUCUGUGGCAGACAAUUGUCCUCGGCAAGAUAUUCGUAUUGCUCUGGGUGACUCCAAUGCGGAAGUCAGUAGAUGGAGACUGACGUCGACCGAACCAGCGGAGGAGGCCUUGUCAAGGAUUUCGACUGAACGUACAGGACUGGCGAUGAUGGCCAGCCUUGAAGAGGAGAAACCUGUCACAGCCCAUUCAGCUCACAGUAGUGCAGUGCCAAAGGGGAAUUUCAGUGCACUCGCCCGUCGCCUUGCUGUCCGCACCAUACCAGCAGACCUUCCUCCCCAGCGCCGGAAUAGUGUGACAACGAGAGGCGGCAUGGACGAGGUGGACUACCUGGUGGUGGAGGAGCAGGAGGGAGAGGACUUCUCGGGGGUCGCCCCAUUCAUGAAUGCCGCGGCAGGAAUCAUGGUCGUCUCGGCCGCCGUCGGGAUCUGCGCGAACCUAUACGUGGUGUGCGCCGCCUCCAUGUCACUCAAAAGCAACGUCGUCAAUGCGUACGUGCUGCAGCGGACGCUGGCCCAACUGCUGUUCCUGCUGUUCACGCCGACCCUGGCCGCACACAUUUUCCUGCACGGCUGGACGUUCGGUGACGUCCUCUGCCGGAUGACCGUCGGCUUCGUCCACAUCGCAGAGUACGCGGAGAUAUUCUUCCUGAUUGCCAUGAGCGUCGAUGGCCACAAAGCCUUCGACACCUACAGCACCGACACGCGUCAGCGGGAUUCCAAGAUCGCUGCGGCCACCAUCUGGGUCCUCGCCAUCAUCUUGGGCGCCCCGCUGUUCGCACUGUUCGGCACGAUACAGGGCCCGGACGGCAUGGCCUUCUGCACCCUCCUCUACAUCAACUGGGGCACAAUCGUGAUCUUCAACCACGUCAACCUACUGCUUAUGCUCGUCGCGCUCGUGGUGCCGUGCGCGCUGCUGCCGGGCAUGUUCCCUCCACGAGACGGCCGGCGGAGGGAGCUCAGCGACGAGGCCCUGGCGGCCAGACGUCUGGUCCUGGCGCUCGUGGCGGCCUUCUGGCUCUUCCGUCUGCCGUACGCCGUCAUCCAUUUCUGCGGCAGUCUCACCCACUACUUCAACCCGAGCCUAAUAAGGGCGUUGCACCUGACGGCGAUGCUGCCCUACGUCAACGCCGCCGUUGACCCCGUCAUCUACAUCGUGCUGCGCCGGAGCCUCGCUUCCCCGCGCGCAGCCGCCCACACCAGGGGCGUCGAGAUCACGUACGUGAACCUGAUCCCCGAACUCUAGGACGGGACCUAGGCUGGGGGGGGGGGGGGGUGCGUCGCUUGGCCGGCGCUUCAACUAGGGCUACAAGGACCGAGGCGAAAGUCCCGGGAUGCUUGUAGGAAUAAUACAUGGCCAAGAUAUACAGCCACAGCGUGCCAAUAUACAAAUAUAUAUGUAUAUAUAUACUUGUGCCGCGAUAGUCCAGUAGUUAGCGCACUGGCCUCCGGCCCUUGUGGUCCCGAGUUCAAUUCCCCGUCACAGAGGUCGUAAAAAAUAUUUG